AUGCUGAAAACGUCGAAAAUUCACCACAAAAGCAGAGCGUUGGAGCCCCUAGUUGAGUGCCUUUGCAGACGACUAGCAGCAGAAGAAAAUGGCGCCAGUCUUUUUUCAGACAAGUCUGAAAACAUAGAAGAGGUGGAGAUGAGCACAGAAAUAGAGCAUCAAGAAAAUGAAGAGGAAGAAUCAGUGCCGAUUCAAGAAGUUGGGAAUGCUCUGCCAAAGCCGGAUGCGUCACUGGACUAUCAAUCGCACUUGCAGGAUCGUGACCGCGUGCGAGAAAUGAUCAACAAAAGCGCAAAGCGUAAGGAAUCUCUUGUAAAGAUGCUUUCCGAAGCAACAAUAAAAGACGACAGCGAUGAGGAGCCAGCGACGCCACUUGUUUCUACUGCAACGCUAGACGGUCGCGAUCUUGCCGACAUCAAAACGCCUGCCAUGACUACACGAGUGAACCGGCUGACGAGUGAACCAGUUGAUGAAUACUAUUAUCCAACACCAACCGGCAAAGAAGUGAACUCUCUUGAUUUCAACGGAAAGAAUGAAGCGAAAAACGAUCUGCUUAACCUUGAACAAAGCAUGGCAAGCGAAAGCCCGAGCGUCCUCAAAUCCCUACAAGUCAAUACGGUCGACGAUAGCCCUUAUGCGCAUCUUUUCAACAGUCGCGAAGAAGUUAUUCCACCUGCUGAUAUUGAAAUUAAACCGAUCGGCGAUAACUUCGAGUCACCUCAGUCAUCGAUGGAUAGUGAAGAAAGUCCAAAUAUUUUCAAUUGGGAAGAUGUUGCGAUGGAGAAAGUUGCAUCAUUUCAAGAUCGACAACCGCUCCGUUGCUGUAUUUUUAGAUAA
Molecule: messenger RNA, 837 nt
Organism: Oikopleura dioica
Lineage: Eukaryota; Metazoa; Chordata; Appendicularia; Copelata; Oikopleuridae
Source: the annotation of a GenBank genome assembly